Molecule: messenger RNA, 1819 nt
Organism: Octodon degus (degu)
Lineage: Eukaryota; Metazoa; Chordata; Mammalia; Rodentia; Octodontidae
Gene: Pigu
Product: phosphatidylinositol glycan anchor biosynthesis class U
Exons: 12
Coding region: 186-1493 (435 amino acids)
Biological process (GO): protein localization to cell surface; attachment of GPI anchor to protein
Cellular component (GO): membrane; GPI-anchor transamidase complex
Source: RefSeq, a predicted model, not a curated record
CCCACUUUCCGUCGUCCCGCCUGUCUCGCCGCGUGGGGCGCUGGGAGAUGUAGUUCUCAUGUUUGGCAGCGCCAGCGGCAGCUGCGGCUCGCAUCCGGUCGCGGAACUACAAAGGGUGGCGGUCAAGAUGCGAGGUUCUUCCGCCUCGUUUUUUCCUUCCCGUCUGCACGCCCGCCCCAGUUGUCAUGGCGGCUCCCUUGGCCCUGGUGCUGCUGGUGGCCGUGACUGUGCGGGCGGCCUUAUUCCGCUCCAGUCUGGCCGAGCUCAUUUCUGAGCGAGUGGAAGUGGUGUCCCCACUGAGCUCUUGGAAGAGAGUGGUCGAAGGCCUUUCACUAUUGGACUUGGGGGUAUCUCCGUAUUCUGGAGCAGUAUUUCAUGAAACUCCAUUAAUAAUAUACCUCUUCCAUUUUCUAAUUGACUAUGCUGAAUUAGUAUUUAUGAUAACUGACGCACUCACUGCUGUUGCCCUGUAUUUUGCAAUCCAGGACUUCAAUAAAGUUGUGUUUAAAAAGCAGAAGCUUCUCCUAGAACUGGAUCAGUAUGCCCCAGAUGUGGCUGAGCUCAUCCGAACCCCUAUGGAAAUGCGUUACAUCCCUCUGAAAGUGGCCCUCUUCUAUCUCUUAAACCCCUACACGAUCUUGUCGUGUGUUGCCAAGUCUACCUGCGCCAUCAACAACAGCCUUAUUGCUUUCUUCAUUUUGGCCACGAUGAAAGGGAGCGCUUUCCUCAGUGCUAUUUUUCUUGCCUUAGCAACAUACCAGUCUCUGUAUCCAGUCACCUUGUUUGUCCCAGGACUCCUCUAUCUCCUCCAGCGGCAGUACAUACCAGUGAAAAUGAAGAGCAGAGCCUUCUGGAUCUUCUCUUGGGAAUAUGCCAUGAUGUAUGUGGGGAGCCUCGUGGUAAUCGUUUGCCUCUCCUUCUUUCUUCUCAGCUCCUGGGAUUUCAUUCCUGCAGUCUAUGGCUUCAUACUUUCUGUUCCAGAUCUCACCCCAAACAUUGGUCUUUUCUGGUACUUCUUUGCGGAGAUGUUUGAGCACUUCAGCCUCUUCUUUGUCUGCGUGUUUCAGAUCAACGUCUUCUUCUACACUAUCCCCUUGGCCAUCAAGCUAAAGGAGCACCCCAUCUUCUUCAUGUUCAUCCAGAUUGCCAUUAUCUCCAUCUUCAAGUCCUAUCCAACAGUAGGGGACGUGGCCCUUUACAUGGCCUUCUUUCCUGUGUGGAAUCAUCUCUACAGAUUCCUGCGGAACAUCUUCGUCCUUGCCUGCAUCAUUAUCGUCUGCUCCCUGCUCUUCCCUGUCCUGUGGCAUCUCUGGAUUUAUGCAGGAAGUGCCAACUCCAACUUCUUUUAUGCCAUCACUCUGACCUUCAAUGUCGGGCAGAUCCUGCUCAUCUCUGACUACUUCUACGCCUUCCUGCGACGGGAGUACUACCUCACACACGGUCUCUACUUGACUGCCAAAGACGGUACAGAGGCCAUGCUUGUGCUCAAGUAGGCCUGGCUGGACACAGGGCUGCUUGGACCUCAAGUGGGCAAGGGCCAGAAGCUGGCCAGGCCCCCUAUCCAGUGUUGCCAGCAGGCAAGGCCUUGGGAAGAAGAGGUUGGAGCCUACAGUCACAAAUCUCUGGCACCAGUAGGGACCCAUGGCUGACAGCAAGGGAACAGGUGUGGGGAACAGGUGGGAACAUAUCACCUGGCGCCUCCUUUGUGGCUCUGUGCACCAAGGAACUCUCUCCCAGGCAGGAAAGGGGGUAAGCAGCAGAUCAGCCGGACUUAACAAGUUGUUGUUACUAAAUAAAUGUUUUUGUUAUGAAACAGCUA